Messenger RNA from Pungitius pungitius (ninespine stickleback), 4002 nucleotides. It is a transcript of the gene paqr9, whose product is annotated as progestin and adipoQ receptor family member 9. Bases 756 to 2030 code for a protein of 424 amino acids. The transcript has a single exon. Gene Ontology annotation, cellular component: membrane. Gene Ontology annotation, molecular function: signaling receptor activity. Lineage: Eukaryota; Metazoa; Chordata; Actinopteri; Perciformes; Gasterosteidae. The record is from RefSeq and is a predicted model, not a curated record.
UCCUUUUAAAUAGGCUCCGGUUCUCCUCGGUGUUUUACCGAAGUGCCAGUUGGCGUCCGACUAACAGUGUCAAAGACUCGCGGCCGGCUGCUGACUUUCACAUCAUCUUUUUAAACCUGCGUUGGAGGACCGAAAACCCGGCACACUUUGACAUUUUGCCUUUCGGACCCGCGGGAUUUCUAAUUGCCUGCAGCGCUCUGCAUUGCAACGGAAUGAGAGCUAAAUGCAGUGGAAGUCGGACGUAGACCGGGAUCAACACAAGGAGGCGAAGCCGGCUGCAGCCCGUACGGUGCCGGACGCCGGCGUGACCUACUUUCCGCGGAGCUUAACGGACGUGUCUUCAACGCAUCUCGGCGGCCGUGUGGAUGCAUUGGACAGUAACUGACGAGUUGUUCAGCCGCAUAACACAGCAGUGAGCGGCCUUCGUUUAAACGCGCCGCUUCAGAACUCUCCACGAGCCACGUAAGUCAAACGUGUGCAGGCAAAACCGUCUACGCAUAUAAUGGGAACUAAAAUAUAAUGCACGCCGGAUGUUUGUUCUGGCUAUUACAACGCUGGUGGUUUUCCAAAAGGAAAAAAUGAACCAAGCAGUUAACCAAAGUAUUCUGGAUACUACACUCUGCCCUGCCAUUUUCGCUCAGUACACACCAGCUCUGCUCUUUGGAUAAGUCCACAGCUCUCGAAGGUCAAAAGAAGUGCAGUGCUGAGCCGGCGUGGCCUGCGGAUGUCUUAUCUACUCACGAGCAAGGCACUGUAUGGUGAUCACUUACUAUGCUGUGAUUAAAGAAAAAAUACCCAGCAAUAAACACUCUAGGUACUGCUUGAAUAGACGGAUUCAAGAUACAUUUUUGACUGACAAUAAACUGAACAUUAUGGUUCUGAACUGUGGCCAACCAUUACCUCUUCUGAGCCAUACGGAUGUGCCAGCGCGUGUCUUAGAAAACUACAUCCUGACUGGCUACCGGUUCCCAAACUACAGUCUAAGGGAUUGCUUACUAUCGGCAAUCAGGCCCACCAAUGAAACAGGCAACUUUUGGACACACUUCCUCCCACUUUUUAUUUUUUUUUACUACUUUGUGGAGGUGUUUGAUUGGGAAGGUGCGCCACAUGGUGCCGCCCCAUUCUUCUAUCCGUUAUGGAACUACUUCAUCGGGGUGUUCUGUCUGUUAAUGGCGAGCAGCAUGGCCCACCUGCUCAACUCAAUGUCCUUGGUGGUAAGAGAAGUCUGCUUCUUUGUGGAUUACGGCACUAUCAGUUCAUACACUGUUGGUUCAUCGUUGGCAUACUACUACUACAUCCACCCUCGGGCAGGAAUAAAACAUACAGAAGGCCAAAAUGGCUACCAUAUGGACACGAAAAUUGAACCUGCAAGCCUUAUAUCAUUUUAUGUGAUCCCAGAUUUCUGUGUGUUCUUUGAGACUUUAUACAUCCCAGCCGCAUGCGUUGUAGCAAUCUUUUGCGUCUUAUCUUGCUGCAACACUCGGCACAGAUGGAGGCGUCAUCGAUAUGUCAUCCGAACCUUUGUUUUUCUCCUUCCGUUCCUCAUUUCCUCCACGCCAGUCUUCUACCGCCUCCUCACCAGAUCGCCUUACUCUGCCACCUCCUCUUCUUUUGAAACUUCCACCUCCACGGCCGGCUUCUUCUAUCGCCACUGCUUCUGGCUGCUGGUGUCAGCCGUCUUCAAUAUCAGCAAGUUCCCAGAGCGGCUAUUUCCAGGCAGCUUCGACAUCUGGGGGCACAGUCACCAGUGGUUCCACUGUUGCACAUUUUUGUCCAUCCUCGACGAACUUAACAUGAUCAAAACCGAGGUGAGGGCUAUCCUGCUCAGCCAGACUCUGCUGCUGCCACCUGCCAUCCUCUCCCGCCUACCAGGACCUACCAUAGCUUCCACCUACGGGGUGAUGCUACUCCUCCAGACCACCAUCGUCUCCAUCAUCGUGUGGUUCUCCUGGCAUGCUAACAGGAUUUACGGACCUGAGAGAGACGAGCUUGCAAAGGAACACUCCAAGAAACCCCUAAAAGGCCACUGAUCACAAAGACUUCUAUUUUGUCCUCUAUAAUACCAACUGUGAAGGAUCAUUUGCAAAUGCACAGCCAUGCCACCAAGCACAAUAUUAUUUUCCUCAUAUGUUCCCAGCUCUUGAACAGUUUCAUUUCAAGCUUUUAUGGGCAUUGAUCUGGGACAAUUUGAAGGGAUUAUACUCUGAGCUCACCACAGGGUGGCUGUCUGGUCGAGUGGAUAUUGACCUUGCUAGUUAUUUCCAGUUCUGAGCUCAUCCAGCAUGUCAAUACAAGAUGUCUGAGCAGUGGAGAUAAUAAUUACUUCCAAGGCCCGUACACUUCAGAUCAAUCUAGAAUUUAGCUAAUGUGGCUUAAAAGCGUGAGUAUUUGCAGAAGUUGCUGAUGUACGUCUGUGGUCAAAUAUUUCCUACUGUUCCACUUCCCCUUUACUCUGACCUUAUACAACAUCUAUUGAAAAGUGUCUAUGCCCCCCCUCCCCUGAAAUGACCUCCCCUCCAGAAAAGUCUGGAAUUAAAAAAUGUAUGUAUGUAUAAAAUGUUAAAAAAUAUAUAUAUAUAUAUUUAAGAAACAAAAACAAAUCUCCGCCCCCAGGAGGAGGGGGUAGUAGUAUGACUGGUCGCCUGACCCCACCCCCCCUGAAGUUGUAAACCUAGGGGAAACACUGGCUUCUAUUUCUCUUGACACUCACAAGUUUCAUUUCCUCUUUCCAAGGGACCCUUGAAACAGCAAGUGUCUUGGCCUGCCUUGAUACUGCAAUAGAAAUAGCUCAGAGCUCAUAUCACUCCUUCAGUAAAGCCUUGUACCUUUACAUUUUGUUCGGUUCCUCAUAAAAUGUGUUUUCACAGUUUAAAUUACUCUAGUUCAGAUUAUAUAUCAUCAAAAUAUAUAUAUUCAAGCUAAAGCCAUAUUUUGGAAAGUAGGUAUUUAAAAUACAACUAACGAUAUGCUAAUGGCCAGUUAAAGAACUCAAAAAGAAAAGUAACUAUAUUGUCCAACCAAGGGGUUGCAGUUAAAUAUGUUCCUUGGUAUUGCUAAUUGGCGAUCUUUGCUUACAAAGUUUUCCGUUGGCUCCCACGGGAAACUGCAUUCAUGGUGACCUGGUGUGAUUUUUUUUUUUUUCCAAUAGCUUGGCAACUGGUGGAUCGCGAUCGACAGAUUAGCCACCACAAGUCUAAACCAUACUUGUUUCCAUGUACUUGUUACCAAUGGAAUGCAUUCCCAGCUGAUCAAUGAAUCAAAAUUCGACCUGAACAAGACACUUGUUGUAUACCCGAGCCAGAGGAAAGGAUUUCUACAGAGAAUUACUUAUUCCUCUCUUCUCGGUUAAUUUACACACUGAAAAUGGGCCGUGACUAUCAGCGCUCUGAAAGGUUUCCUCUGUUUCUUUCCGUGUUUUAUGCGUACGCGUUUCUGUCGUGUUGCAGCUUUAAGCUAAAAGCUUUAGCUUUUAAUUCACACAUUGCAUUGAUACGUUGAACUUAUGUUGGUCAAUGUCGGAUAUGUAAAAUGUUUCUAUUACCACUGUUAAAAAAGGAUCAGAUUUUGGAGGGUGUGUCAAAAUCAUGCUGUUAUGGUGCACCUCAAACUUUUAGCAAAACUACUCAAAAUGUUCCUUUUAAUAGAGCAUUGCAGUAGUGUAUUAUUUCAGGUGUAAAUUGUGCUUCUAAUAAAUGGCGGACAAUGCAUGCAGUAUUACCAUGAGAAGAAACAUCGUUGAGUUAUGGAUCUUGUCCUGUCCUGUGUUCGAAUUUAUCAAUAUUAACUUUAAUUAUUAUUAAUCAAUGAAAAGUGCACACUGCUGUAUCUAACCCAGUCAAGUACUUAGGGUUGACUGAGGAACAACACAAAUCUAUUUAAGUAUAUACACAUGCAUUUAAAUUAUACAUUACAAGAGGAUGAUUAUCAAAUCUGUUCAAUUCAUAAGUGAAAUGUCUAUAAUAUUUUUGAUUGACUUUAUUGAAUAAAUUAAGCAGAGAAUUA